AUGAACGGCGACUUGAGCCUGUCGCGCUCCCUCGGUGGUCUGCGCAUAGCCAAUCCCGACGACGACGAAGACCAAGGCACUCCCACCUCCCACCAACACCAGACCCUCGACCAGACGCCCUUGCAUACACCGCCGUCCACCGCCUUGUCUCAGGACUCGUCCGCAAACAACAACACAACAAGUCCCAGCCAGCAACCUCGAUCCACUGCCUCGACUCCUGAUGAUCGUCCGACCAUCUCCUCGCACUCGUCGGGCAGCACCAUCACCAACCUUAAUCACUCGCGUGGCUUGUCACAGCUCUCGUCCAUUCACCCCGUCGACCACGAUUCGCACUCUCAGUAUGCUGCCUCUUUCCACUCCAACGCCCCCUCGCACUCGGACUACGCUUCUAGUCACCUAGCCUCCGCCGACCCCUAUACCUCCACCAGACAAUACCGUGCUGCCUCGGGUGAUUCCGACCACAUGUAUCGCCAGCGCGCUGGCUCCUACGAGACUCAACUUCCGCAAUAUCCCCAGAACCCUAGCAUUCCAUCUGCACGCAUGUCCAACAUGUACACACACCAAAAUGCUUCAAGCACAUCUGCCCUAUCACAGGCUUCCUCAUACAGAUACCGUGACGACGUUUCAACCGCUUCCGGACUCGCUAGAAGCGCUUCGAGAGCCGCCGCUGCUGCUAUGGGCGUACACCCGCCCGCACGCUCCGCCAGCCGAAGUUAUCGUGGUCCAGACGGUCAGAAUGUCAUGCCACCCCGGAGAAGCUCUAAGCGUGUGACCUCCGGCUAUGGCCCCGGCCCCGCAGGCUCUGUAUAUAGUAUCGAGGGCGGUCCUCUCCCUAGCAGUGAAGAGUGGAAAGAGCGAGGAGCCGCAGUCGCUACCAGACAGGACGUUGAUCAGAACGGGCGACCCGUUUCCAAAAUCGUCAAGAAGGGUGUCAACGACUUCCACUUCGGUCGAACUUUGGGAGAAGGCUCAUACAGCACAGUUCUGGCGGCUACUGAUCGUCAAGUUCAUCGUGAGUAUGCUGUCAAAGUCCUCGACAAGCGCCACAUCAUCAAAGAAAAGAAGGUGAAAUACGUCAACAUCGAGAAAGAUGCUCUCAAUCGCUUGACGGAACAUCCUGGCAUUGUUCGCCUUUACUAUACCUUUCAGGAUGAGCGCUCGCUGUAUUUCGUACUUGACCUUGCCAAUGGCGGCGAACUGCUUGGCCACCUGAAAAAGAUGGGUACGUUCGACGAAGAAUGUACACGUUUCUACGGUGCCCAAAUCCUCGACUCGAUAGCAUACAUGCACUCGAAGGGUAUCAUCCAUCGAGAUCUCAAACCAGAGAAUGUUUUGCUUGAUGAGCAAAUGCACACCAAGAUCACAGACUUCGGAACUGCCAAAAUCCUCGACAUCAGGUCCGCUGGCGGCCCUGGAACUGAAGGACCUGCUUCUGGCGAUCCUAUGGAUGGCGCAGAACAGGAAAGAGCCGUUUCGUUCGUCGGCACUGCUGAGUAUGUCAGUCCAGAACUCCUAACCGACAAGAAUGCGUGCAAAGCAAGCGAUCUCUGGGCAUUUGGCUGCAUCCUCUAUCAACUCCUAGCUGGACGUCCACCUUUCAAAGCUGGCAAUGAGUAUCAGACGUUCCAAAAGAUUGUGGCUCUAGAUUAUCAUUUCCCCGAUGGUUUCCCGCCGGUUGCGAGGGAUUUGAUUGAAAGGCUACUAGUCCUCGAUCCAUCUAAGCGACUGCCAAUCGAGCACAUCAAAUCACAUCCUUUCUUCGAGGGCAUACAAUGGGGCAUGGGAUUGUGGAAACAGAAAGCACCGCGCCUGCGAAACUACAUGCCUGGUCCCUCUCAAUCUCAGCCCAUCCGGUUAAACGGUGGAGAUCCCAUGGCUUCAGCUCCCGCUCCUACUAUUCCAGGUGUCCCAAUGGCAACAGGCUCGCACGCGACCUCCCCGCCAAGUGCCCCGUCGGCGCAGCAGAUGCCUCGGCCACAACUGAGAGCUAUAACUGAGCUAGCUCCUCCCAGUCAGCUUGACAUUGACUGGUCGCCCGUCUUGACGCGCAACAACGAACGUAUCAUAAAACUGGGCAAUCUCAAUGUCAUUUCUUCUCCAGCUCCGCAUAGUCCUACGGCCAAAGGUGGCGAGGAAGCAUCGAGGAAGUUCUCGAGAUUCUUUGGUGGAGCAACUACCAAAAAGCGCCAACGACUUGUUAUGAUAACUUCCAGUGCGCGAGUCAUAAUAGCUGCUGCUGGAGGAGACGAGAAAAAGGCGAAGCUGGAUUUUAAUCUGCUUGCAAACGGGACGUCUUGGAAGACGGUCCUUGACAACAAGGGUUUGACAGCCUUUUGUAUCGACACGCGUGACAAACACUUCUCUUUCGAAGAUCCUCGAGCCACCACGGCUGACCCAGACGGCUCCAAGUACUCAACCAAGGAGUGGAUGGAUGCCAUUGAUAGAGCCAAAGAUGUCGCACUUUCACAAUCCAUGGCUGACUCGUACUCGGGUGAGUCGCAGUAUGGCGAUCUGGCAUCUACCAUGUCAAGCCCCACCAGCGCGAGUGGGGGUGACGGCGGAGGUGAGCAGCAAUCAAUACACUCCGUACGCAACACUCUACGCAAGGACCCGGGAGAUAACGAGAGUGUCAAGAGUCGAAAGCCAAGAUUCAGCAAGAGACAUUCAAAGAGUGGGUUGGCCGCCGUCUUCUAA
Molecule: messenger RNA, 2694 nt
Organism: Aureobasidium subglaciale EXF-2481
Lineage: Eukaryota; Fungi; Ascomycota; Dothideomycetes; Dothideales; Saccotheciaceae
Exons: 2
Coding region: 1-2694 (897 amino acids)
Biological process (GO): intracellular signal transduction; peptidyl-serine phosphorylation
Molecular function (GO): protein serine/threonine kinase activity; ATP binding
Source: RefSeq, a predicted model, not a curated record